AUGGCCUCUAGGAUUGCCGUCUCUUCCCUCCGGGCGUCAGAUGGUGCAGCCUCCCGAGUCAGGCCUCAGGCCGUCUCCGCUGUCCCCCGGGUCCUCGCCGCUCGGGGUAUGGCCAGCUCGUCCAAACCCCCACCGGAAGAGCGCGCCGCGGAAAUCAUCAACACCCUUCCUUCAUCCCCCAACCUCAUCACGAAAACCGGCUCCGUCGUCCUUGGCACGGGUCUCCUUGCUACCGCCAUCUCCCAGGAGCUAUACGUCGUGAACGAGGAGACCGUUAUUGCUGCUGGUUUCUUUAUCCUCAUCUCGUUCAUCUACAAGGCGGUGAAGGAGCCCUACAAGGAUUGGGCUGAGGGCCACAUCAAGCGUGUCCGUGACAUCCUCUACGCGUCACGCGCUGAGCACACCCAGGUGGUCAAGGACCGUAUCCAGUCUGUUGAGCAGAUGAAGGAUGUUGUCUCCGUCACCGAGGGUCUCUUUGCGCUCUCCAAGGAGACCGCGCAGCUCGAGUCUGAGGCGUUCGUCCAGCGCCAGAAGGUCGCGCUCGCCGCGGAGGUUAAGGCUGUUCUCGAUUCGUGGGUCCGCUUUGAGCAGCAGGCCAAGGAGAGCGAGCAAGCCGAGCUCGUCAAAUCUGUCGUCGACUCCGUCCUCAAGAGCCUUAGCAACGAGAAGACGCAAAAGGACAUCCUCGCCUCCGCUGUCGUUGAGAUCGAGCAGCUCGUCAAGAACAAGGCUAUUUAG
Messenger RNA from Dichomitus squalens LYAD-421 SS1, 738 nucleotides. Its product is annotated as ATP synthase. The record is from RefSeq and is a predicted model, not a curated record. The transcript is spliced from 6 exons. Gene Ontology annotation, biological process: proton motive force-driven ATP synthesis. The coding region runs from base 1 to 738 and encodes 245 amino acids. NCBI's taxonomy places the organism in Eukaryota, Fungi, Basidiomycota, Agaricomycetes, Polyporales, Polyporaceae. Gene Ontology annotation, molecular function: proton transmembrane transporter activity.